AUGGAUGAAGACCAAAAUCACCAAAGGGUUAUUAGACCUCCUCAAUUCACUUCAAAAGCAAUAAAACACUACUUGAAAACAAGAUUCACAGAAUUAAUACCAUCAAAAGAAGAAAUGAAAGCAAAUAAACAUUUGCUAAAUCCAUUCAAACCUUUAACACAAAUGACAGCCAAGCAGUGGAAUUUUUUUGGCAUUGCAUUUUGGGGUUGGACCUUAGAUGCUUUUGAUUACUUUGCUGUUUCUUUAAAUGUUACAAACAUUGCUCAUUCUUUAGACAGGUCCACAAAGGAUAUUACUUGGGGCAUCACUUUGGUUCUAAUGUUAAGAUCUGUUGGUGCUAUCAUAUUUGGAUAUCUAGGUGACAGGUAUGGUAGAAAGUGGCCUUUUAUUGGAAAUUUAAUUUUGUUAAGUGUCUUGCAGAUUGCAACUGGAUUCAUCAAUACUUAUAAACAAUUUUUAGGUGUUAGAUCACUUUUUGGAAUUGCAAUGGGUGGUGUCUUUGGUAAUGCAGCUGCAACUGCUUUGGAUGAUGCUCCUGCUGACGCUAGGGGUGUUCUUUCUGGUAUAUUUCAACAAGGUUAUGCUUUUGGUUAUUUAUUAGUAGUUAUAUUUCAAAGAGCCAUUACUGACACCACAGCAAAGGGAUGGAGGUCUCUAUUUUGGUUUUCAUCGGGUCUUUCUGUCAUUUUUAUUGUUUGGAGAGCCUUCUUACCGGAAACAGAUGCUUUUAUUAGACACAAACAGCAAACACUAGAAAGUACCGAGGAAAGUAGCAAUAAAAGAUUUCUCAUUCAAGCUAAACAAGCUUUGAAAACUUAUUGGUUGAUUAUGAUUUACUUGGUCAUCUUAAUGGCUGCUUUCAAUUUUAUGUCUCAUGGCUCCCAGGAUUUAUAUCCAACCAUGUUGACAAACCAAUUAAAUUUUGAUCAGAACCAAUCAACCUUGACAAAUUCUUUAGCUAAUAUUGGUGCUAUCGUCGGGGGGUUCUUUUUUGGUUGGAGCACCAAUUUUAUCGGAAGAAGAUUUGCUAUUAUUAUUUGUUGUAUUGGAGGUGGUGCAAUGAUUUACCCCUGGGCUUUUGUUAGAAACGAUGGUAUUAAUGCUGGUGUUUUAUUUUUGCAAUUUUUUGUUCAAGGUGCUUGGGGUACAUGUCCUUUGCAUCUUUCUGAACUAUCUCCUCCACAUUUCAGAUCAUUUGUUACAGGUGUGUCGUACCAAUUAGGUAACUUAGCUAGUAGUGCUUCAUCAACAAUUGAGGCUGCAAUUGGUGAAAGAUUUCCAAUCUUUAUUGAGGGAAAAGAAGAUGUGUAUGAUUAUGCAAAAGUUAUGGCUAUCUUUAUGGGUUGUGUGUUUGUUUUCCUUUUGGUUGUAGCUCUUUUUGGACCUGAGAAUAGAGGAGCUGAUUUGAAUGCUGAAUCCCUAAUUGAUUAG
Messenger RNA from Ascoidea rubescens DSM 1968, 1431 nucleotides. RefSeq names its product MFS general substrate transporter. Lineage: Eukaryota; Fungi; Ascomycota; Saccharomycetes; Ascoideales; Ascoideaceae. Gene Ontology annotation, cellular component: plasma membrane. The transcript is spliced from 2 exons. Gene Ontology annotation, molecular function: secondary active monocarboxylate transmembrane transporter activity. The coding region runs from base 1 to 1431 and encodes 476 amino acids. The record is from RefSeq and is a predicted model, not a curated record. Gene Ontology annotation, biological process: plasma membrane lactate transport.